Molecule: messenger RNA, 1885 nt
Organism: Emiliania huxleyi CCMP1516
Lineage: Eukaryota; Haptophyta; Isochrysidales; Noelaerhabdaceae
Exons: 4
Coding region: 70-1494 (474 amino acids)
Biological process (GO): positive regulation of transcription elongation by RNA polymerase II; transcription elongation by RNA polymerase II; protein phosphorylation
Cellular component (GO): cyclin/CDK positive transcription elongation factor complex; nucleus
Molecular function (GO): ATP binding; RNA polymerase II CTD heptapeptide repeat kinase activity; cyclin binding
Source: RefSeq, a predicted model, not a curated record
CAGGCGCUCGCGCCCCACGAGGGGCCUUGCUCCUCCCCGCCGCUGCCCCCUCCGACGCCAACCCUGCGCAUGGUCGGCGACGGCAAGGGGGCAGUGACGGAGGGUGGGCCCUCAGGGGCCUCGCGCAGCAUCAAGCUGUACGAAAAGGUGGAGCAGGUUGGGGAGGGGACGUACGGCCAGGUGUACAAGGCGCGCUCGCGCGAGUCGGGUGAGAUUGUGGCGCUCAAGCGGGUGCGGAUGGACAACGAGAAGGAGGGCUUCCCGAUCACGGCCAUCCGCGAGAUCAAGAUCCUCAAGGUGCUCAACCACAAGAACAUCGUCCGCCUGCACGAGAUCGUGACCUCCGACGCGUCAGACUACAACCACGGCAAGGGCUCCAUCUACAUGGUGAUGGAGUACUGCGACCACGACCUGACCGGGCUGUCCGACUCGGGGCACCGCUUCUCGCCGGGGCAGAUCAAGUGCUACAUGAAGCAGCUCCUCGAGGGCAUCUGCUACUGCCACAAGAAUCACGUCCUCCACCGAGACAUCAAGGGCUCGAACCUUCUCAUAAACGAGUCGGGACAGCUCAAGCUCGCCGACUUUGGGCUCGCGCGCCCCUUUGACGACCAAUCAAAGGCGUACACCAACCGCGUCAUCACGCUGUGGUACCGGCCGCCCGAGCUGCUGCUCGGUGAGACGCACUACGGUCCCGCCAUCGACCUCUGGUCCGCUGGCUGCAUCCUCGCCGAGCUUCUCCUCCGCAAGCCCAUCCUGCCCGGCCGCAACGAGUUCGAGCAGCUCGACCUCGUCUUCAAGCUGCUCGGCACGCCGACGGAGCAGUCGUGGCCCGGCGUCUCCAAGCUCGCCUACUUCGACAUGAUGACCAAGCAGAACGGCGGCCGGCACUACAUGUCGCGCUUUGACGACAAGUUCGCCGCGCUCGAGCCGAUGGGCAAGGAUUUGCUCCGCAAGCUCCUCGCGAUGGACCCGUCCAGGCGCAUCACCGCCAAGGAGGCGCUCGACCACGACUACUUUUGGACACCCCCCCUGCCGACGAAGCCUGAAGACCUACCAAAGUACCCGGCCUGUCACGAGUUCACGGCCAAGAAACGGCGCCAGCAGGCCGCACAGAAUGUGCCGCCCGCCGCCGCCACGCAGCAGCAGCCCCAAGGGGCGACAACCCACUGGGCCGGCGCUCACCAGCGCCCCCAGCACGCGCCCUCGCAGCAACAGUACGGGGGCCACUACCAGCAGUAUGGCCAUGCUGCGCCGCAGUAUGGCCAGCCAUCGCAGCAGCAGUACGGACACCCGUCCCACGGCCCACCCUCCUUCGCCCCCGGCUACGCUGGGGCCGGCUACCACGGCGGAGGAGGAGUCAAGCGCGGACGGGAGCCGUACGACCCAACAAACCCGAGGGGGCCGCAAGGCGCGCUUUCCCUGCCCGUGAGCCGCGGCGGCCCGCCACAGCACGCGGGUCGCCCCGCAGGCUACGCCAACGGCUACGGCCGCUGAGCGCUCGCCGAGCGCCUGCUGAGGUGUGCCCGCCAGCGAGGGAGGCGGGAGGCGGCCGACGAGCAGGAGAUCGUGGCCGCGAGAUCGUGGCCGCGAGCAGGAGACCGCCUUGCAGCACAACAUGCACAGAGAAAAUCCAAAAACAAUGGGAUGGCUGGGCUUCAUCUACGCGAGGCGUGGAUUGCGCCACGGCGCGGCUCUGAACUGUGUCUGGUCCUCGUGAGCGCCGACAGCCGGUGCUGUCGGCGCUUCUUGCUUUCGCGAUCGUGCAGUGGCAGCGACACUGUGCGAGCUUUCUGUCCGUAGUAGCACAUAUUCUAUAGGAGGAGAUGUGGAGAGUCUUGGGUAUUGUUACACUCACGUGAUACAAUGUUUACAUUCAUCUGAAAUC